CAUCAAAAACAUGACUUUGAUCUGCGUCCUCAUCUGGACUCUCCUCUGCUGCUGCUUCACAGAGUCCAGAGGACAGAUCACAGUGACUCAGCCUGGAGCAGUGAGCUCUGCCGUGGGAGGAUCUGUGAACAUCAAGUGUAGGACCAGUCAGGAUGUUUAUAACUCCAACUGUUUAGCUUGGUACCAACAGAAAGAUGGAGGAGUUCCUAAACGUCUCAUUUACUGGUCUAGCAUUCGAGAUUCAGGGACUUCAGCUCGUUUUAGAGGCAGUGGAUCAAACUCUGACUUCACUCUGACCAUCAGUGGAGUCCAGGCUGUAGAUACAGCAGUUUAUUACUGUCAGGGUCAGCAUUAUCCUAACAGUCAGUGGUUUGUAUCACUGUGGUGGACUUUUGGUGGAGGAACCAGACUGAAUGUUAACUUGGGUCGAGUCCCCCCCUCCCUGACCGUGCUGGCGCCCUCUAGUGAGGAGCUGCAGCAGGGGAAGGCUACAGUCAUGUGUGUGGCCAACAAGGGCUUCCCCUCAGACUGGAGGCUGUCCUGGAAGGUGGAUGGAAGAAGCAGCAGUGGAGAGGAGAGCAGGAGCCCCGGGGCGCUGCAGAAUGACGGCCACUACAGCUGGAGCAGCACCCUGAGGCUCCCUGCAGACCAGUGGGAGAAGGUGGGCUCUGUGACCUGUGAGGCCACCCAGGGCUCCCACACUCCACUCUCACAGACUCUGAUGACAGACCAGUGUUCCCAGUCCUGAGCUGACUCACUGGGACUCUGAUACUGGCUUUAGUCUGCAGCUUCUCUCAGUCUGCUCCCUCUGUGUCUGUAUUGCUUUGAUAGUUUUCAUGUUUUCAUGCUUGUGGCACUGUUGAUGGUUUUAAUACUUCAAAUAAAAACUGAGGUCUUCAAA
Pelmatolapia mariae (spotted tilapia) is the source of this 901-nucleotide messenger RNA. Its product is annotated as immunoglobulin kappa light chain-like. Gene Ontology annotation, biological process: immune response; immunoglobulin production. The transcript has 4 exons. The record is from RefSeq and is a predicted model, not a curated record. Bases 11 to 748 code for a protein of 245 amino acids. Lineage: Eukaryota; Metazoa; Chordata; Actinopteri; Cichliformes; Cichlidae.